AUGGUAACUGGAAGAAACAGGUACAAUACCCAAACAGCCACUAUCACCAAACAGGUGUGGACAACCAAGGCUACUAAGGACUUUCGUCAAUUCUCUGCCCUUUUGGUUGUAUUUGCUGGCAAAUCUCAUUCAAACCCAACAAAAAAAGGAUUACUUGAAAAACUGCAUUUGAAAUAUUCUCAGAAACCAUGGAAUGAAACCAUUAAACUUGUGAGAAUAUGCUUGGACAAACCUGUGGGCCCUUCUUUAAAAGGUUGCAUAAAUCAUCCUUUGCUGAAGUGCACAGACAUACUACAAAAGGCACUUAAAGAACAAUCUCAGUCUGCUAUACUGAACCGAAUAGAAUGCAUAUCAAAGCAAAAUGGGCUGGAAUCUCACCUUGGCCCCAGUGGAAGAGUUUGCUACAUCACUUCUGAAAUGUUUUAUAUAGAAGUUCAAGUGAAGAAAAAUGGACGUGUGACGGAUGUUAAACUGGCUCAUCAUGGAGAAGGCCCAAUGAUCUCAAAGGAGUUACUCCAGUUUCUCAGGAAAAAGGAUUUUGAAGCUUUCGGGAGGAGCCUGCAAGGACUUCUAUUUUUAUACAACAUUCCAGGAAAUAGUGAAAUGAAAGCUAAUGUCUAUCUUGCACUGCGAGCCCUAGAGACAGAUCUGAAUGGAAUAGCCAAUCUCUACAGCUCCAAGAAUUUUUACAAAGGUUCUCGAGUGACUGCAUUACUACAUGGAAGAGUAGGGAUCGUAACUCCCAGAUCGGCAGGGAUGCCAAUGGAUAUUGAAUAUUAUGCUUCUCCGUGUCAGCUCUUGCAAGAAAAGCUUAACCCAGGCCAUGAGGUGGUUAGGUCAAAAAUGUCAGUGACAAUUAUGGCUACAAAGAUAUGGCAUUGCCUUCCAAUUUCACCACUAUUGAAUGAAUCUCAACAUACAAAUGGCAGCACACCUGUUUUCAAAGCAGUCUCUGAAUCUUUGAGUAUGGAUUUACCAGCUUGCUUCUUUCUGACAUUCACAGAUCCUGUACCUCUCGUUAUUCCUUCAUUCCAGAAUCUGCAGAAUAUUACAGGACUUCCAGUUUUUGGAAUAAUACAAGCUCCCUUGCAUAAACUCAUUAUUCAAGUGAAGAAUAAAAUGCAAGAAACAGAUGAUGAAGCUCGAUUCACAGUGUCUCUUCCAGAUUGCUUGGAUCAUUGUUAUGUUAUCAACAGCAGACUAGAUAAUGAGAGUGCUACAAUGGGAAUCCUUGUGGAUAAAAUACCUUUCACUCAUCCGAGCCAUGUGCCUCUUAUUUUAGAAGUUCUUCGUCAUCAGGCUGCUUACAACGCACUUAUUAGCAGCUGUGUACCCAGCACCAAGGAUGCCAAAGGGAACUACAGCAGCUCAGUAAUGUAUUCAGGGCCACCAUCAGGGGAAUCUUCUAAUUUACUUCUCUUUGAAGUAAUCCUGCAAAAAGACUCAAGAAUAUGUGUUUCAUUCCAGCAUCCCAGUGGCGACAGUCUCUGUUGUGUUACUGUGGAUGUCUUGAGCUCCAGACAGUUAAAAUGCAGUUUAUACACCAACAACGCAGAUCCAAAUAUUCCUUGUGAUAACGAAUUCAUAUUGAAAGUUCUUGAACGCUGCAUGUCGAUACCUAUCACUAUGAGAGCCAUUUUCAAAAGAGCUCAGAAGCUGGAGAACAACAACAAAAUGGAGAUAUUGAGUGCACAGUGUGAAAAUUCUUCUCUCCGUGAAGGUUCAGUUAUAAUCCAUCCGUCUCCAAAUUCUGGACAGCAACAAGUGGAUGACAACACUAAUAGCAAGACUACUGAUCUAGCGGCUGAUCAAAACAUUACACAGAUUAGGACCUCACUUGAACCCAGUUAUAGUGACCCACAGGAAUUACAUUCUAUCAUUACAGGAGGUCAAUAUUUUGAAGAGCCACAUUUUAGCACAGCAGAAGAGCCUCAUCCAGUCAUUGCGGAGGAACCAGAUUCGAACAUUGCAGAAGAUCUUAGUAUUAUCCCUGUAGAAGAGCCUCAAUCAAGCUUAAUAGAGACUAGUUCUAGCAUGAUAGAAGAUCCUAGUUCUAGUUUUACAGAAGACUUAAGUUCUAGUAUUGCAGAGGAACUCAGUUCUAGCAUGAUUGAGGAACUUAGUGUAAAUAUGUCUGGAUAUACGGCCUCCGAAGCCACUGGUGAAAUAGAACCUGAUCAUUAUUAA
Bombina bombina (fire-bellied toad) is the source of this 2187-nucleotide messenger RNA. RefSeq names its product mediator of RNA polymerase II transcription subunit 1-like. Gene Ontology annotation, biological process: cellular response to thyroid hormone stimulus; regulation of transcription by RNA polymerase II. The coding region runs from base 1 to 2187 and encodes 728 amino acids. Gene Ontology annotation, cellular component: mediator complex. The transcript is spliced from 20 exons. NCBI's taxonomy places the organism in Eukaryota, Metazoa, Chordata, Amphibia, Anura, Bombinatoridae. Gene Ontology annotation, molecular function: nuclear retinoic acid receptor binding; transcription coregulator activity; nuclear thyroid hormone receptor binding. The record is from RefSeq and is a predicted model, not a curated record.